Molecule: messenger RNA, 2813 nt
Organism: Ruditapes philippinarum (Manila clam)
Lineage: Eukaryota; Metazoa; Mollusca; Bivalvia; Venerida; Veneridae
Product: cdc42 homolog
Exons: 4
Coding region: 871-1497 (208 amino acids)
Biological process (GO): small GTPase-mediated signal transduction
Molecular function (GO): GTPase activity; GTP binding
Source: RefSeq, a predicted model, not a curated record
AUGUCAGAGUAGAUACGAGAUCUUAACUUGUGAUAAGCCAAACAUGUUCUCGUAAAAUUAAUACAGUCUGCAAGGAAAAGUUUUACCGCUCCGCGAAAGACAUUCCUGAUGUGAUCAACGUAAUCUAAGCGCAAACAGCGACAGAAGGUGUCCCAGCAUAUCCGAGGAUAGUAAAUAUUUUAUAGCAGUAUUCCAUUUACAGAGCUUUGAGGAGAUCUUAAUAGAGGAUAUUUCGGGAGUAAUUUUACAUAUCUCAUUUUUUCUGCAACAAAUUCUGUUUUUGAGAAAGAAAAAUCAAUAUUUAUAACAGAACGCGCGAAUGUGUUUGAUAAAUACGCAAAUAUUCUACUGAAAGGAUUUUUUUAAGUUUAUGUAGAGAUAAAAGCUUUGUGCUUAAAUAUCGACAAGGAUAUGUAAGUUAACUAUCUAAAUAGCAAGCUGUUUUUUAAACCAUCUGCUGCAGAAAAGACGGUUCAAUGUAAACAAAAUGUUUUGAAACAGCCUGUAAUUUUUGCUUCCUAUUUUCAACUGAAAAUAUUCGACAUUCUACAGCUGUGUUUACGGAGGAAAGUAGGAAGAAGGACGAAGUCGUCUACACAAAAACGUAUAUAUUUGAUGGAUUUCGAGUGAUCUCUAGGACCACAUCUUACGUUGGCACGCGCUAAACCGGAAACACAUUUCGCAUUAUCUUUCCGCGCAUAUUGUCAUAUCAAGCGCCUGUUUCCGAGGACUUGAUCAGUGUUGUGUCGCAGUUUCGAAGUUUUGUGUCGAUGUCAUCUUAAAAAGUGUAUUCGUUUCGGAUGUUUAUCUAAAGUGGCUAAAAUGAAAACAAAGGCAAUAUCGGCAGAUCAGCAUUCCAAGUAAAUCAGAAUGAAUGGUGUCCACAGAAUCAACCCACCGAAAACAGAUUAUAUCAAAUGUGUUGUCGUCGGGGACGGCGCCGUCGGGAAAACAUGUAUGCUUGUCAGUUACGCAACCAACAAGUUUCCGUCGGAAUACGUUCCCACGGUUUUUGAUAACUACGCAGUGAGUUUAUCCGUGUGUAACAAACCGAUGAUACUGGGCCUCUUUGAUACUGCUGGACAGGAAGACUAUGACCGCUUACGAGUUCUGGCAUAUCCGGAUACUGACGUUUUUAUAGUCUGCUUCUCGGUCAUGGGUCCUACUUCAUUUGAAAACGUCGAAGAGAAAUGGGCACCAGAAGUCCGCCAUUACAGGGAGACAACCCCGUUCAUACUUGUUGGCAUGCAAGUUGAUCUACGGGACAAUUUUUAUGAAAUCCAAAGACUGCAGAAAAACCGACAGAAACCGGUGACCUACGAAAUGGGAUUACGACUGGCUAACAGAAUAGGCGCAAACUGUUAUGUGGAAUGUUCCGCUUUGACUCAAAAGGGGCUUAAAGCUGUGUUUGAUAAUGCGAUAUUAGCAGUUAUUAGCCCACAACCUGUCACCAGACCAAAAAGACGAAAAACUACAUAUAUGUGUCAAAUAUUGUGAUAAAUAGAGGCAAUGGGCUGAUAACUUAUCUGUUAUUUGUAUAGUGUUAAAUAAUCUGUCUCCUAAAUUAUCAAUUGUCUGUGAUUAAGUUACUUAAUAUUAGAUUGUCGUUCCUUUCCCAUUGCACACUUCAUGUGUCGAAUUCGGGGAUGAAUUUGUUUUAUUGAUGCCGAUUAAGAUUUCGUAGAAUUUAAAGAGUGAUAAAAGUGAUAAAGUGCUUUAACAUGAACGAUAUUCGUUGAAUAUGGAAAUACAAUAUAUAUUGUCAAAUGUUGCCUCAAUGAGGUUACUGUUUGAAAAACUGCCACCUGAACUAUAAACGUGCAAUAUCUGGUCAUAUUCUGGUAAUAAGUCGAAUAUCUGGUCAUAUGUGAAUCAUUGAUGCACUAUUUGGCCAUAUAAGUAAAAAGGUGCAAAAUCUGGUAAUAUUUGUACAAUGGUGCAAUAUCUGGCUGUAUUUGUAUAAUAUAUGCAAUAUAUCUAGUCAUUUGUACCACUGCUGCAAGAAUUUGUCAUAUUUGUACAAAUGAUGCAUUAUUUGGCAAGGCUUGCAUUAAUGGAAAUCUUGAAACAAAGUGAUCCCUCGGAAGCAUUAAUCACAACAAAAUUACAAGAGAAUUGCAGACUCGAAUUACUCCUUAAUUUUGGCUUGUGACCACCAAAAUCUAAUACUUUUCCUUUACCUAUAUAGACUUCCAAUAUCAGAGAUUUUGUAGUCUCUGACUUCCAAAUUUUGAAACUUAAUGGAAGCCCUGAUUUGGUCAUAUUAAUACAAGUAAUGCUUUAUCUGGUCAUAUACUUGUUCAAUUAGUGCAAUAUCUGGUCAUAUUUGUGUAUAGGAUGCAAUAUCUGGUCAUAUGUGUACAAUUUAUGGAAAAAAACUGGUCAUAUUUGUACAACUGAUUCAAUAUCUAGUCGCCUGUGUUUUAUAUUUACAGUUGAUAAUGUUUGUACAGAUGAUUCAAGAUAUGAUUUUUAUAUACCGGUGUUUGUAAAUACAUCUUUGUGUCUAUGGUUGGCAAAUCUGCAAACGUAGAAGAAUACGGUGACAGUCAUUUUUGGACACGAAAUCAUUUAAUAUAUUAGUAUAUAUUGAUCUAAAUAUAUCAUAGAACUCAGUGAAAAACUACUUCUAUUAGACAUUAAGAAUAAUAGUGUCUAAAGUUAACUUAAAACACGAAUCAGGAAAGUAGGGGUCCCAACCAUGGGCAAGAUUGUCUGUGAUUUUAUGCAGUUCAAUUGUCUCGGUUUUGUUCGCUGUACAUUGUCCUGGUAUGAAAAUACAUGCAUAAAUUAAGUAAAAAAUGCUUUCUUUA